AUGGCUGUGGUGGUGCGAUGCGGUUACAGCAUAACUCAGAAUGUGCCUUUUACUUUUUAUUUGGUAAUUUUUGUACUCAGUGGCCUUACAAAUGCACAAAUACGAUACACCAUUCCGGAGGAGCUAGAGAAUGGGGCUGUGGUCGGCGACAUUGUUCGCGAUUUGGGUCUGGACCUGCAAAAGCUCUCCUCCCGACGCAUCAGAAUCACCUCGGACAGCGCACGGAGAUAUUUCAACAUAAAUCAUAAAAAUGGCAAGCUGUCGGUGAGUGACCGCAUCGACCGGGAGACGCUGUGUGAAUUCAGUGGCACCUGUUUGCUCAACCUAGAAGUGGGGGUUGAGAACCCGCUCGAGGUGCAUAAUGUGGAGGUGGAGAUUCUGGAUGCGAAUGACAACUCGCCACAGUUCCCCCGGGACGAGUACCAGCUGGAAAUCUCAGAGUCCGCCAUAACUGGGUCCCGGUUCCCCAUCGAGGGCGCACAGGAUGCAGAUGAAGGCUCCAACUCAGUUCGCCUCUACCGGCUCAGCAACAAUGAGCACCUCGCGCUGGACUCCAACAAGCCCGCGGCAAAUAGCAAGAACAUCCAGCUCGUGCUCAAAAAGCCAUUUGACCGUGAGCAUACACCAUCUCAUCAGUUGAUACUGACUGCUGUCGAUGGAGGCACUCCGGCGAGCACAGGUACAGCCAAAAUCAACGUGCGUGUCCUGGAUUCCAACGACAACGUGCCUGUGUUCGACAACUCCGUGUACAAAGUGAAACUGUCGGAGAACUCGCCCAAGGGUGCUCUAGUGAUAAAGUUAAACGCCACAGACCGGGAUGAAGGCACAAACGGGGAGGUGUUUUACUCUUUUAGCAGUUACACCCCAGAGAGGGUGAGACAAAUGUUCUCCAUGGACACAGAUACAGGAGAGAUCAGAGUGAAGAACAACAUAGACUAUGAGGAGACUAACUCCUAUGAGAUGUACAUACAAGCUAUGGACAGGGGUCCUUCUGCAGUGGUCGUCCACUGUAAAGUGGUGGUGGAGGUUUUGGAUGUGAACGACAACAUUCCUGAAAUCGUGCUGUCAUCUCUUUCCAGCCCGGUCCGUGAGGAUGCACGGGCUGACACCGUGGUGGCUCUGAUCAGUCUUAAUGAUCGGGACUCCGCCCAGAACAAACAGGUGACCCUGGAGAUCCAACCUGGUGUUCCCUUUAAGAUCAAGUCCUUCCGGAACCACUACACCUUGGUCACUGCUGCGUUCCUGGACCGAGAAACCAUCUCCACCUACAACGUCACAGUAACCGCCAUCGAUGGGGGAACCCCGGCCCUGUCUUCACACAUGUCCAUUAAAGUUGACGUGGCCGAUGUCAAUGACAACCCUCCCCGCUUCGAACAGACUUCCUACACGGUGUACAUGAUGGAGAAUAAUGCACCUGGCGCGUCGAUGUGCGUUGUAAAGGCAAUGGAUGCAGACGCUGGGGAGAACGCUCGCAUCACCUACACCGUCCUCAAUGACAACAACCACGGCAUCCCUGUUGCGAGCUACGUCAGCAUCAAACCCGACACGGGAGAGGCCUAUGCCCUGCGAGCCUUCGACUUCGAGAAGCUCAGAGAGUUCCACUUCCAGGUGAAAGCCCAGGAUGGUGGCGUGCCGCCCCUCAGCCGCGUAGCAACAGUCUACGUUUACAUUAUGGACCAGAACGACCACUCCCCUAGGAUAGUCCAUCCUCCAGCCAAUGGAACGCGGACCACCGAGACGCUGAUGAAGAAUGCAGAGGCGGGGGCUCUGGUGACCAAGGUGGUGGCGUGGGACGGAGACGCAGGUCAGAACGCCUGGCUGGUGUACGCCCUGGAGCAGACCACCUCUGAGCUGGACCUGUUUAAAGUCCACGAGCACACGGGGGAGAUACGCACCAUGCGGCGUGUCAGCGAGGACAACUCCACCUCUUUCCUGCUGACCGUUCUGGUUUGUGACCAUGGCCUCCCGCCGCUCUCCUCCACCGCCACCAUCAAUGUGCACGUCAUGGAGCUGCCACCCAAGUUGACCCCCGACCCCAAACGCAUCAUCAGGCCUCACAGCCCGCUGCUGUUCUCCAACGUGACCCUCUACCUGAUCGUGGCCCUGAGCGCCACCACCUUUGUGUUCCUGGUCACCAUUGUGGUGCUGGCCAUCGUCCGCUGCCACGCCUACUGCACCCAGCCCGGCUCCUGCUCGCCCUGCUGUGUGUCCCAAAAGAGUGUCCCCGAGGGCGGCACCUUGGCUGGUGGGGGUGGAGGGUCAUUGGGUCGAGGUGGCGGUGGCGGUGGUGGGGGAGGUGGAGGAGGUCAGGGUCAACCCAACAACAAUGUUGCUCUGCGGAGAGACCUGAAGGUUGAACCUCACUACAUCGAGGUGCGGGGGAACGGCUCCAUGACCAAAACGUACUGCUAUAAGACAUGCAUGACAGCCACGUCGGGGAGUGACACCUUUAUGUUCUAUAACACGGGCCGGCCCCACAGCGGCACCUGGAGCUCCGGGGGAUACGUUACCAGCCAGAGUGGACAGAGCCAGAUGUUUGUACGCAGGCUCAGCAUGCCAGAUGCAACCGCCAUACAGGUGUGUGUGUGUCCCAAGGUGCCGAAUUCAGACUGGCGUUACUCUGCCUCACUUAGGACUGGGAUGCAGAGCUCAGUGCACAUGGAGGAGUCGUCGGUGAUGCAGGGAGCCCAGGGGGUUCUGGUCCAGAACUGGCCGACCGUGUCUAGCGCCACCGGAGAUGCUGAGGGUGGAGAGACGUCCCCACCCAUGGGAGCCGGAGUGGAUAGUAACAGCUGGCACUUCCGUUACGGUGCAGGCGGCCCCGGUGGGCCCCCCCAGCACCUGAAGCCUGGCGAGGUCCCCCCCGAAGCCUUCAUCAUCCCCGGAUCCCCCGCAAUCAUCUCAAUCCGCCAGCAGGGAGGAGAGGACGACAAGAGCGACUUCAUCACUUUCGGAAAGAAGGAGGAGGCCAAGAAGAAGAAAAAGAAGAAGAAGGAGAAGAAGGAUAAGAAGGAUAAGGGGAAGGAUGAUGACGAGUAGCGGUGGAGGAGGAAGAGGAAGAGAAGGAAAGGGAGCUGUUAAAACAGAGGUACCAACCAAAGUCCAACUGGUAACAAAAAUAAAAGUAUUUGAGACAACAGGUGAAAAGAGAGAUCCCCAGUUCAACUUCAUUAUCUCUGGCUCAGUAACACAGACAGGCAGACAAAGUCACACUGCCGUCCUCCGCUCGAUACCCACCCCUGGAACAAAGAUAAUAGCCCAGGUCUUUCUAACUCUCUCUGGUAAUAAUUUGGCCUUACCAAGAUUACUGUAGUUUAACGUCUCCUUCAAAUCCCUGUCUUGGGUAAUUGCUUAAUAAUCAUGCCUUGAUGAGAAAAAAUGUAUUGAUACAUUUUCCUCCAUGCCCCCUGGUGCCUGCCUAUACACCCUGAGCCAAAUAAUACCCUCCCACUCCUCUCAGCAAGGGGACAAGAGCUACUGUCUCCCCUUGCCCUCUGCUAUUCACCUUCUCUACCACGGAUACGUUGGCACCUCGGUCUUACCCUUUCCCACCAUGUUGUAUAAUCUCUUUUCUUUGAGACGAAAAGAAAAUCUGAGGAUGAGAAGAAAACAGCUCUGUGCCAGCCUCGGAAAAAGAACAAAAAAAGCAAAUGUCAAGAAGAAGAAAAGAAAGUAAAUGGAAGAGGACACAGACAGAGCUAAAUGUUUAGAGCUGGACACUCACACUUGUAAAUAGCACAGGAGAGAGUCGCUAAAGCUGAGGCUAAAUGCUAACAUGACACUGCUGCUGCAGCUUCCUAUCGCGUUCUCUAUCUGUCAGUGUUCCCUGAGACGGCAAGUAAAACAUGGCUGUCAAUGAUACACACAGACACGUUGACACACACACGCUCACAAACAUGGACACUGAGAACACCUGAGACCUGGAGAGAGGUACAAAAUCUAGGAGCUGCCAACAAACAACAGCGAACAAAUAACAAUAUGUUUAAUACAGAACGCAAGCUUUUCCCCCAGCAGCACAGUCUCCUCAGCAGGACACACAUGUACUGUAGAUCUAGCCUCUCAGGAUCGACACAGCCGCAUCCCCUGCAAUUACUCCUGGUUGGUCUGCUCAAUACUCUAUUUUGGGACAAUGAGGUCUCUCUCUCUCAAAGCAGCCAACAGCUCAAUGAGAUCCCUCUCUCUCAAAGCAGCCAACAGCUCAAGGUGAUCCUCUGUCAAAGCAGCCAACAGCUCAAUGAAAUCCCUCUCUCUCAAAGCAGCUAACAGCUCAAUGAGAUCCCUCUCAAAGCAGCCAACAGCUCAAUGAGAUCCCUCUCUCUCAAAGCAGCCAACAGCUCAAUGAGAUCCCUCUCUCUCAAAGCAGCCAACAGCUCAAUGCGAAGAGAGAAAAAGAGGGAAUGAGAGAAAGGAGGAACACUCUUCAGAUUAUCUUGAGAACGGAAGAGAGGAGUCCAGCUGAGUUGGCCUGUGAUCCAGCUUGUUGAGCAGGGCUCAGUUGGAAACUUGUAUAAUAGCAGGACUGUCUCUAGCUAAAGAUGAUCUCUCCCCUGCCACUCAGCAAAAGCCUGAUGCUUUCUGCUCUGAAUGUUUGGUAGCAACCAUCCUUUACCUGAUACCCAACCUGAUCUCCAUCCUCCCCACUCCCCUGACCUUUCCACCCUCAACCCCACCCUUAUCCCAACCACAGACUGCUUCUUCACGUGAUGAUGAUGAUGAUGACAUUUGUGAAUUUUUUCUCUUUUUAUUUGUUCUUGGAGAAGAGCCACGAUUUCCUGCUCUGUUUUGUUAGCUUUAACUGAUCUGCAGUGCUUCUUCUUGUCCCCCCCCCCCCCCCCUGCCCUUCAUCUCUCUCUUUUUCUGGCCAUAGACUCCCCCUCUAACCCCCUGUUCAUUCAGGGUGAACUGGGAAGGCCUAUUCUGAACCUUGUGGUGUGCUGGGGUCAGUAAUAUGUGUGAGGCCUGUAGAACCCAGUCGGUGCCGGUGGUCCAGUAUUCUGUUAGCCAAUGUCAGAUCCCUCUAAGUGCAAAACGGUUGACUGCUUUUAACUUGUGAAUACUACGCUGUUCAUUCCUGUUUGUGGUCACUGGCGAGAGGGGAUGAGGUGGGAUGGGGACAGGGAUGGAGGUCUGGGACAUGGUGCUGAGGGCUAUCCCUGUCCUUCUUGUUCCUGGGUAAACAUAUAUGAAAACAGUAGGUCACCCAUUGGCUUUUAUGUACACGAUAAAUGUAGAUUUAGACUUGCUUUUCAUACAUGAACUUUGCAUUAAUAAAUGCGAUGUGUAACCUAAUUAUUACAUUAUUAAUGACUAAAUACGAGCAUCUAAGGAUUCCUACCCCACAGCUCUAUCCCACCAAUCCUCUCUCAGGAGGUUUUGUGAGGGGGCGGAGACAUGCUUCAGCCCUGCUUCUAUUGGUUCCCCCUUGCCUGUAAGUUGUUGCCACACCCCCCCAAGUUCUGCAGCUCAGUAUGACUUCACUCCACUAAAGUGGCUGCUGCAUGUAAGUCUCAAAGGAAACAUAGUAUAUAGAGAAAUAUAUAUAUAUAGAAAUAGAUGGCUAUGAUUUUAUUAUUUUCUAUUAUCAUUUUACUUCAUGACUCGCAAAGGAGAUAUUUGUGUGUACCUUGUGCAUAUGACAUCCUACGCACUCCACUGUGGUGUUAUACGUGAACUAAACCUCAUAGAUAUUUGUAAAUGCUAUAGUGUGAUGGCCUUGAAUGCAACUCUGUUCAUUUUGUUUUACCAAAAUAUCAUUUUCGUUUUUGAGAACAAGCAAAGAAAAGGAAAUAAAAAAUAAAAAAAUGAUAAUAAUAUGUUUUGUGUCCGGCUUUGACAUGAUGCUCUACCUAACACUAAUAUUGUAAUUGAAAUAUGUAUGAUCCUGUGUUGAGCUAUAUUUUCCCUUCCACCCCCUUUCAACAGAUAAAAAAAUAAAAAAAUGACAGAAAAAAAAGUCCAAUGUAAAAAUGGUAUAUGUAGUGUAUGCUUGUGUUUAGUGAGCGUUCACGCUGUCAUUCAUUAUUUAGAGUACGGUGGUGACCAAUGGUGGUGCUGUCCUGGCCUACUGGGCAGUACUGAUCUGUUGUAAAACCUUUUUUUGUACACCUGCUCAUCUACUAUGACUGUAAAAUUGUGAAAUUGCAUUUCUUUCCGUUUUUUUAAUUUGCCCUAAAUGGAUACAGUGGUAAUGUGUUUUGUUUAUAAAUCACUAAAUAAAGUUUUCUUUC
This is a messenger RNA of Salvelinus namaycush (lake trout), 6227 nucleotides long. RefSeq names its product protocadherin alpha-C2-like. The record is from RefSeq and is a predicted model, not a curated record. The transcript has 4 exons. Gene Ontology annotation, molecular function: calcium ion binding. Gene Ontology annotation, cellular component: plasma membrane. Bases 1 to 3039 code for a protein of 1012 amino acids. Lineage: Eukaryota; Metazoa; Chordata; Actinopteri; Salmoniformes; Salmonidae. Gene Ontology annotation, biological process: homophilic cell-cell adhesion.